Ictalurus furcatus (blue catfish) is the source of this 926-nucleotide messenger RNA. RefSeq lists its product as uncharacterized. Bases 467 to 727 code for a protein of 86 amino acids. Gene Ontology annotation, biological process: intracellular iron ion homeostasis. Gene Ontology annotation, molecular function: 2 iron, 2 sulfur cluster binding. The transcript is spliced from 4 exons. Gene Ontology annotation, cellular component: cytosol; nucleus. NCBI's taxonomy places the organism in Eukaryota, Metazoa, Chordata, Actinopteri, Siluriformes, Ictaluridae. The record is from RefSeq and is a predicted model, not a curated record.
GAUCUGAUUGGCUGCGUCCGAACUCACAUACUAUGACAGUACGCACUGCAUUGCCGUUGAAACAGUACGUACUAAUCAGUAUGUGUGUGUAUUAUCCCGGACUAUAUCAGUCGUGUUAGCAUUGUCACGUGACCUAUCGACGUCAUCACAAACACAAAAAUAUUAAACGAAUUAACAGUUUAUUCGGGUAUUGUUAAACAAGUCCUGUUUAACCAUGGUUUAAUACUUAAAAAGAGGCGACGCUGUCUUCUGCGGGUUUUUUUUGUUGUCGUCCGCAUCAGUCCCGUUGCAUCAUGGGAUUGUUUGACUCAAGUAGUGUGUGUGCAUCACUUGCAUAAUACAAAAUCUCGCCGGAAGCCGUGCGACAUCCAGGUAUUUCUCGCCUACUGAGAAUUCGGUCAUACUCCAUACUCCUCUGGCGGACUGCUUUACACCUACUAUGUAGUAGUCAGUAUUUUAAGGAGAAAUGGCAGUUACUACGGAUCACAUUCGGGAAAAACUGAGAGCAGAAAUUGGUGCGAUACACGUGGAAGUAGAAGACACAUCUUCCAGCAGAUGUGCUCUAAGUUUUAAGGUGCUUGUGGUGUCUCCUCAGUUUGAAGGGAAGCCACUGUUGCAGAGACACAGAAUUGUGAACACUUGCCUUGCUACUGAACUGAAGGAGAUACAUGCCUUUGAGCAGAAGACCUUAACGCCAGAGCAGUGGGAAAAGCAGAAACAGCAGUGACGUAGACACAUACACUGUAUUUCCCGUACUAAUGUUUUGACCUUCAUUUUCAAUAAAAAAAUAAAUGGCAAAAAAAAACAAAACAAAAUGGCUUCAUUGGAACACAUACACCCUUUUUUCAUCAAUAUGAGCUACAAUGCAAUAUUAGUGACAAGAAAUAAAUGUUUCAUUUGUGGCCAACAAAUGAGGAUAGAACAGA